AUGAAUCAUGCAGUGACAUGCUAUGGCAAAUCUUCUAUUACUUUAGAAUAUGGUGGUUCCGAGGUAGCAAAGAACUAUGAAGGAAAGAAAUCUACAAAAUGGCUCUCUGAAGCUGAUUUAAAAUUGCCUAAGGUUCUCAAAGACAUGCUUUUGCUAUUAAACAGUCAUGUUUCUGAUAUGAAUGAAAGAAGGAAACUCGUAACUGUUGGCUACAUCCAUGGGGGUCUUCAACUUAUGUUUAUGACUUUAGAUAAUCCUGCUGGAUAUGUUUUCUGUCUUGUAAAAAGUUCAUUAUACAGUAUUCCUGUUUCUUUCCAAAAUUUUACAGAAGCACUGGAGUUGAUUGCUGCUGUAUGGACAAUGAAGGUGAAUACUUUUAUUACAUUUAUUAUAGCUAAUGGUUUUUCAAUCUUUGAAACUUACAGAUUGCCCUUUUAG
This is a messenger RNA of Entrophospora candida, 438 nucleotides long. The record is from the annotation of a GenBank genome assembly. Lineage: Eukaryota; Fungi; Glomeromycota; Glomeromycetes; Entrophosporales; Entrophosporaceae.